AUGGCAUCGGCAGCAGCAAAAUCCAAGAUCCAAUGUAGGAAUAUCACCAUUUAUGGAUUCUGCAAGAAGGAAGGCAAAGGAUGUGAGUUCAAUCACGAAACUCAGGCAGCUAAAGCUUCAGCAUCUAAUACCCCAGCUCCUAAAACAAACGACAUGCCAAGACCUAAAAUAACAGCAUCAUUCACUCCUCCAAGACCGUCAGUCCCUUUAACGUUGAGCCAAAGUGUCGAUGUUCCUGAAUUUGAUCCAUUGCUCUCCUACAACCCGUAUGCUACUACUCAACCUUCUAUGGCGGAUAACACGCCUGCGUAUCCGGCUAGUGAUUUGAAUGUUGCUGGAUCAGGACAAGCACUACCACCUACGUCAGAUCCCUCUUAUCAACAACAGCAGCAAGGUUACGAAUACUACGACCCUCAAACAUUCGUGCCGGACCAGCAAGCAAAUGGAUAUCCAAGUAAUGAAAUGGCUCAAAUGAAUCUAGGAGCGCCAUCUGGAGGACAACCUGAUCCAAACGACACCCAGGCCAAUCAAUAUUAUGGUAAUCAACAAGAAGGAGGAUACUACUAUGAACAGCCUCAAGUCCGAGAACCUUUGCAAUACCAUCUAUAUACAACGCCAUUACCUCAUAUAUCCAACCUGCAUCCACAUCAAAAGACCAUACACUCCUUUUUCAUGUCGGAUCAUCUGAGGGAAGAGUUGCAUCAACGUAGUGAAGCUUCUCAACAAGUUACUGAUCCUGCCAGAGUCGACCUGUCAAGAAUGCCUUCAGAGCUACACGUAUACUCCAACUUUCUACCACUGGAUGACCAUCUAGAGCGGUCUGUCAAAGUGUUUGGAUAUCCCACGUGGGUCUAUCGUGCUACGAACCGGAGUGAUGGGAAUCCAUACGUGUUGCGCCGGAUUGAAGGAUUUCGAUUACUGAAUGAACUUGCUAUGACAGCAAUCGAUUCUUGGAGAAGAAUUCGACAUGCAAAUAUUGUAAUGGUUCGAGAAGCAUUUACGACACGUGCAUUUGGUGACUUUUCACUGGUGAUAGUAUACGACUAUCAUCCACUAUCGAUCACCUUGGCAGCAAAACACUUCCAACAAAACUCCUAUCACCCAUCAAACUCAGUUCCUGAAAAGACGUUAUGGAGCUAUAUAGUACAAAUUGCUUCUGCUUUAAAGACCAUUCAUGCUGCUGGACUUGCUGCACGUGUGAUUGAGCCAAGUAAAGUUAUUUUGACUGGCAAGAAUAGGAUACGGCUUAACUGUUGUGGAAUAUUCGAUAUGCUUACGUAUGAUGGUGGCAAGAAUAUGGUUCAUUAUCAGCAAGACGAUCUCUUCCACUUUGGCCAAUUGAUUGUAGCACUAGCAUGUGGAUCACUAGCAUCUGUAAACCAUCUGCCGAAAUCUAUGGACCAUAUAGCUCGACACUAUACACCCGACAUGAAGAACAUUGUUUCAUAUUUACUCAGUAAACCCACUAUGGCUAAAUCAAUUGAUGAUGUGGUGUUGAUGAUUGGGCCUAGGAUUUUGCAUGAGAUUAAUUCUGCUCAUCACUAUAAUGACAUGCUAGAAGGAGAACUGGGACGCGAGUUGGAGAAUGGAAGACUAGUUCGACUGAUGUCCAAGUUAUCCUUCAUUAACGAACGACCAGAGUUUGAUCUGGAUCCCAGGUGGUCUGAGACUGGAGAUCGAUACCUACUCAAGCUAUUUCGGGACUAUGUGUUUCACCAAGUUGACGAUAAUGGACGACCACUUCUUGAUAUUGGACAUGUUAUCACUUGUCUGAAUAAGCUGGAUGUUGGUAUUGAUGAAAAAGUCAUGCUAAUGAGUCGAGAUCAACAGACAAUUCUCAUUGUAAGCUAUAAAGAACUAAAACAGUGUCUAAGUGGUGCAAUGGCUGAUUUGAUGAAGGCUAAAUAA
This is a messenger RNA of Synchytrium microbalum, 1908 nucleotides long. RefSeq lists its product as uncharacterized. The record is from RefSeq and is a predicted model, not a curated record. The transcript has 15 exons. Gene Ontology annotation, cellular component: PAN complex; P-body. The coding region runs from base 1 to 1908 and encodes 635 amino acids. Gene Ontology annotation, biological process: mRNA processing; protein phosphorylation; nuclear-transcribed mRNA poly(A) tail shortening. Gene Ontology annotation, molecular function: protein kinase activity; metal ion binding; poly(A) binding. Lineage: Eukaryota; Fungi; Chytridiomycota; Chytridiomycetes; Synchytriales; Synchytriaceae.